This is a messenger RNA of Amphibalanus amphitrite, 3116 nucleotides long. Its product is annotated as dnaJ homolog subfamily A member 2-like. The transcript has 7 exons. The record is from RefSeq and is a predicted model, not a curated record. Gene Ontology annotation, cellular component: cytosol; cytoplasm. Gene Ontology annotation, biological process: response to heat; protein refolding. Gene Ontology annotation, molecular function: Hsp70 protein binding; ATP binding. Bases 750 to 1982 code for a protein of 410 amino acids. NCBI's taxonomy places the organism in Eukaryota, Metazoa, Arthropoda, Thecostraca, Balanomorpha, Balanidae.
UAGCCAAAACUCAAACUUGUUUUAUGAAAAGCAAAUUUUUAGCCUUCCUUACGUUUCUCUUCAAAUUUCAAUCAUUUGUACUUUCUUUUGGUCUAAGAGGUCUAAGAGAAUACUUCUCUCUAGAAGUCUUGCUAGAAGUCUUCAAACUCAGAGAAUUUUAAGAUGCUCUUACGAAAAUGAGAACGUCAGAAAAGCAAAAAUGCCUUCUGAAUGAUAUGUGCAUGAUAGCAUUAUGAAAUAUCAAUAACAAUUUUAAAGUAAACCAGCGAGCACUAGUUAUGUAGAAAUAAAUGAAAAUAAAUACCAUAAAUACCUGUGAGAGAGUAUUUGUUACGAACGAGCCAAACUUGUGCUCACUGUGUUCACUGUGUUUGUGAUGGCUUUCGAAAGCUGAAUUGAAGGUCUAUGAUUCGUUGAAAAACGCUCGUGGUUGAAAUAUCGAGCUGUGAUUCGCUUAUUGCAGGUUUGCUGACAACACCAGCUGCUGGUUUCGAAUAGAAAUAACAGAGCUUCUUUCGCCAUUCGCUUUGUAGAGAACCUUCUCGUACGAUUGCCCGCGUGGUUUUUGUCGCCCUUGGCCUGCGGUCGUCUUUCGCGUUUCGAUUUUGAUUUAUCGAAUUUUUCACCCACGCUGGAGAUUAAUUGCUUUGCGGUGUUGUAUUCAAUUGACAUUUUGCGUGGAGAAACGCCAAGACAUUGGUCUCGUUUUAGUUUGUGAUAGUUCCUUGCACUCAGUUUCGAGCUGAGUCAUGUCUGAUAAUACGUUGUAUCAGCUUCUUGGAGUCAGCCGUAAUGCGUCGGAUGGAGAAAUUAAAAAGGCGUACCGCAAGCUGGCCAAGGAGUUCCACCCGGACAAGAACCCCGAGGCGGGCGACAAGUUCAAGGAGAUCUCGUUCGCCUACGAGGUGCUGACCGACCCGCAGAAGCGGCGCAUCUACGACACACAGGGGCUGCGCGGCCUGCAGGAGGGUGGCGGCGGCGGGCACGACAUGAGCGGCUUCGGCGAGGACAUCUUCAGCCACUUCUUCGGCGGCGGCCUGGACGGCAUGUUCGCCGGCAUGGGCGGCCGCCACCGCGGCCCGCGCCGCGGCGAGGACACCGUCUACCCGCUCAAGGUCACACUGGAGGACCUGUAUAACGGCAAGACGUCCAAGCUGCAGCUGAGCAAGUCGGUGGUGUGCGCGGCGUGUGGCGGCACGGGCGGCCGCUCGGGAAAGGCGCCCGAGCCGUGCCGCGGCUGCCACGGACGCGGCAUCAAGCUGCACACGCGCCAGAUCGGGCCCGGCAUGGUGCAGCACAAGCAGGUCAUGUGCUCCGACUGUCACGGCGAGGGCGAGCUGAUGAAUGAGCGCGACCGCUGCCGCGCCUGCCACGGCCAAAAGACCACCAGCGAGGUCAAAAUACUGGAGGUGCACGUGGACAAGGGUAUGCGGGAUGGCCAGAAGAUCUCGUUCCGCGGCGAGGGGAACCAGAAGCCCGGCAUCGAGCCCGGCGACGUGAUCGUGGUGCUGCAGCAGGUGCCGCACGAGGUGUUCCAGCGGGAAGGGCACGAUCUGUACAUGACCAAGAAGAUCUCUCUGACGGAGUCGCUGUGCGGAUUCCAAAUCCCGAUCAAGCACCUGGACGACCGAACUGUGGUGAUCUCCUCAGAGCCGGGCACAGUGCUGGCGCCAGGCACCCGCCGCGGUGUGCGCGGAGAGGGCUUCCCCAUCCACCGCUCGCCGUUCGACAAGGGCAACCUGUACGUGCGCUUCGACGUCGACUUCCCGGAGAACCAGUGGGCGCCCGAGUCGGUGUACCCGAAGCUGGAGCCGCUGCUGCCGCCCCGGCCGGCCUUCACCAAGCCGAGCGGCGCGCACGUCGAGGACGUCCACCUGGACGACUUUGACCCCAGCUCGCAGUCACGGUCGAGCCGGGCAGAGGCGUACGACGAGGAUGAAGAGAUGCACGGCGGCCCGGGCGUCCAGUGCGCCCACCAAUAGCACCGCUCGGCCGUCGCCCGACUAGGAAGCGAGCCCGCGCCGCCGGCCGGCUCCGGCGUGAGGCCGCCCGCGCUAGUGGAGACGCUCAGGCGGCGUCAGCGGCGUCAGGUGACGUCUGGGUGAUGUCGGGAACGUCAGGUGACGUUAGGAGAUAAUGUGUCGAGUGAGGCGCCGCCGGCGGAUGGCUGUGCUGCCGUAGCGGCGCUGGGCGGGACGCGCCGACUGCGGUGCGUCGGGGACCGGUGACGGCUGCCGCGGCCCGACCGGCCCGACUGGAGCAGACAGGGUGGCGCCCCGGUGCUGGAGAGAGGGGUGAGAGGGAGAGAGUGGCGGCAGGUCGGGCCGUGCUGCCGGCAGCGCGAGCCGCUUAGAACCGCCCGGCUGGGACCGGACAGACUGAACAGCGGCGGCUGGCGGAUCAGGAACAGAGAGAGGCUGGUCGAACGGAGACGGCGACUUCAGGAAGCGCCCGGCGGUAAGGCCGGGGUACGCCGGGCGAACCGGGUACAGCUCUGGCCCGGUGGACAGUGCGGGGAGGAUGGAGGGGUGGCCGGCCCCCAGUGGAGACGGGCAGCGGACGGACACUGCGCGGCGUACCGCGCUGACGAUAUAAAGCACGCCAGUCGGGACUGCGCGUGGGCGGCGCGCGCUCCCAUAUUUGUGGGCGCGCGUCCGUGUAUGUAUGCGUGUGUGUCUGUGUGUGAGGGCGAGCCAGACUGAUCGUACGAGCGGGAGAGACCGGCCGGGGUCCAUGUGUGACCCGACAGGGCGUGGGCGACCGCUGCGCCCGGCGAGACGUCGAGCCGAGUAUAUUCGUUUUCGUUCCAUGUGCACAUAAAUUGGCGAUGCUGCGCUCCAGGAGUGUUGUCCGUACCGUUCCCCCGGUCAGACUGCUGUGCGACUGCUGUGUCUGUGCUGUAGGUAACCCGCGCAUUGACCCGGCACACUCACUGGGUCGCCCAGGCAGCACGAUCAUGUGUGCGACGCUGCCUGUUUUAUAGGUUGCCGGUGACAAGUUUAUGUAAGCACGUAGGUUGAUUGUCCCGGCCUGACUAUCACUGGUAUGUUUGUCUUCAUGCCACUUGACUGGUUCUGUAUAUGAAACUCCUUUCUCAAUAAAUCUAGCAGUGUUGA